ACUGUCAAUGGUGAGGCCACGAUGAAGGAGUGUCUUCUGGUACUGCUGUGUUUGAUCUGCACUGGGCAGGGGGUGGUGACGAGGAUCCCUCUGGUGAAGUUGCCCACGGUGCGCACCCAGCUGCGCGCAGUGGAGCGCCUGGAGGAGUUCCUGAGGGACCAUGCGGCCGACACUUAUCAGCGCCGCUAUGUGCAGUGCUUUCCCCCCGCCACACAGAACCUGGCCAAGGGACGCAGCUCUGAAAAGCUCUACAACUUCAUGGACGCCCAGUACUUUGGGCAGGUGAGUCUGGGCACCCCUGAGCAGAACUUCACGGUGGUGUUUGAUACGGGCUCAGCUGAUCUCUGGGUGCCCUCCUCUUACUGUGUCAGCCAGGCCUGUGAUAACCAUGCGAAGUUCCAUGCCUUCAAGUCCAGCUCCUAUGUGCAUGACGGGAGGCCAUUCGGCAUCACCUACGGCUCGGGACGUCUGCUGGGGAUCAUGGCUCGGGAGCUACUGAAGGUGGGCUCUAUUGAGUUGAAGAACCAGGAGUUUGGGGAGUCUGUGUUUGAGCCCGGCUUCUCAUUUGUGAUGGCCAAGUUCGAUGGCAUCCUGGGCCUGGCGUACCCCGACCUGGCUGAGGAGCUGGGCGCCCCCGUCUUCGAUAACAUGAUGACCCAGAAACUGGUGGAGCAGCCCGUCUUCUCCUUCUACCUCAACAAGGCGAAGAGUUCCUCAUCUCAGGGAGGGGAGCUCCUGAUUGGUGGAACAGACGAGAAUCUCUACACCGGACCAAUCAACUGGGUUCCCGUCACCAUACACAGCUACUGGCAGGUCAAGAUGGACAAGAUCAAGGUCCAGGGAGUAGACCAGUUCUGUUACGGGGCUAAAAGCUGCCAGGCCAUAGUGGACACAGGCACCUCCCUCAUCGCUGGGCCGACCAGUGACAUCGUCAUUCUGCACGAGCUCAUCGGGGCCACACCCACUUCUAUUGGAGAGUACCUGAUUGACUGCCACCGCAUGUCCAGCCUGCCUGUGGUGACCUUCACUCUGAAUGGGGUUGAGUACCCCAUCACUCCAGACUCGUAUGUCAGACGGGAGGUGAUGGGAGACCAUGAGAUCUGCUUCAGUGGGUUUUCAGCGGUGGACAUCCCAACCCCCCUGGGCCCCGGUUGGAUCCUGGGGGACGUCUUCCUCUCCGAAUACUACAGCAUCUUCGACCGAGGCCAGAACCGCGUCGGCUUUGCUAAAGUCAAACCUCAAUAGAUUACUCACGCCGUGUUUUACAGCUGGCGAAUGUCAC
Messenger RNA from Engraulis encrasicolus (European anchovy), 1282 nucleotides. It is a transcript of the gene nots, whose product is annotated as nothepsin. The coding region runs from base 22 to 1245 and encodes 407 amino acids. Gene Ontology annotation, molecular function: aspartic-type endopeptidase activity. Lineage: Eukaryota; Metazoa; Chordata; Actinopteri; Clupeiformes; Engraulidae. Gene Ontology annotation, biological process: proteolysis. The transcript is spliced from 9 exons. The record is from RefSeq and is a predicted model, not a curated record.